CUCGGGAUCUGCCAGUGCAAAUCCGACUGCAACUACUAGCGGUACAAGUUCUAGUACUAAUGGCGCCCUUUACAACGGCAUAUCUCCGGAAAUUCUCCUCAGUCUAGUGACAGGCGUGGCCGCAUGGAUUGCAUUCUGAUAUUUAUUCUUCGUAACACUCGCUUUGGCCCACCUUCUUCUGUGCUGUUCGCGUUUGCAUGUUUUUCUUUCCUGUUGAGACUCUCUUUUUGUUUCAUCCCCGGACUUGGAUUUGUACCCACCCAAUUUCAGCCUCGCUCUUCAAGUUGGUACAUAGUACACACCCUUUACUUACUGUGUUCGUUGUUCGAAAAAACUUUGACUCUGGUUAAACACAUCGAAUCUCUGGGUUCAAGCCUAGUGUAUGAGACGGCUCAGGCUUAUAUUUAUACGGCAACAUGUUCAGCGCUCAGGAUCCAGUCGACAAUUGUGAUCAAAGAUCUACUACAGACUGAAUAAAUCUUGUCUCAAAAGCGUCGAUAGAGUGAAUAGUGGAUAUUCUCAGCCUUGAGCCUGAUUUUCAGCAUACUGUCUGUCCAUUGCUGUUGCUACAUCAGUCCUGUAAGUACGUCGCCUUCUCGGUGCUGUCCAGACGACGCGCUGUAUCC
Lentinula edodes (shiitake mushroom) is the source of this 626-nucleotide messenger RNA. RefSeq lists its product as uncharacterized. The record is from RefSeq and is a predicted model, not a curated record. Bases 124 to 477 code for a protein of 117 amino acids. The transcript is spliced from 2 exons. Lineage: Eukaryota; Fungi; Basidiomycota; Agaricomycetes; Agaricales; Omphalotaceae.